Phyllopteryx taeniolatus (common seadragon) is the source of this 9662-nucleotide messenger RNA. It is a transcript of the gene arhgap35a, whose product is annotated as Rho GTPase activating protein 35a. The record is from RefSeq and is a predicted model, not a curated record. The transcript has 9 exons. Gene Ontology annotation, biological process: signal transduction. Gene Ontology annotation, molecular function: GTPase activity; GTP binding. Lineage: Eukaryota; Metazoa; Chordata; Actinopteri; Syngnathiformes; Syngnathidae. The coding region runs from base 1055 to 5716 and encodes 1553 amino acids.
AGACUGUGUCUCUGUGUUGGCCGCGAAAGAGGAGGGGAGAUGCAGCUUGGAGUCGGGAGAAGGGCCGCCGCCAUUAUUGGGAAGCUGACAAAAAAAUAAGACAUACCCACACAUCGUCACACGUUUUUUUCUUUUUUUUUUCUAGCUUGCCAGCAGCUCUACAACGCCAGCGAAAAGGACGGGAAUCCAACCUUUUUUUUUUCAAGCUCCGUUCGUAUCAUUGAAGACAGCUCGCCCCUUUUCUACUCUCCUGGCGAAUCUUUUAUUUUGGACACAACAAAGGAAAUAAUUGCUCCAAACAACGUGGUGGCGAAGCAAGAGAGAAAAAGACUCCGAAAGGACGCUUUUUAACUAGCAGACCCUCCAUUUUUUUUCUUCAUUCCUCGUUCACAGGCGUGUUGAAGACGACUUUGUGCGACAUUUUGGUUGCUUUUCCCCCUUAACUAGCAUUUGUUGGUUAGCCCUCUGGUACACGCACGCACGCACGCAGAAAUGCGAAUGUAAAAACUUCAGACGUGAGGGUACAAAGUGACAAGAAAUGGACACUUAAGCUCUUUUCGCCCCCUAAAAGCUGCUAUUAAUCGAUGAGAGUGUUGGCGGGGAGUGUUUUUUGUGUGUCUCUUUAAAGACUCUGCAAGGAGGUAAAGGAGUGGACGGAAUCCGGAGAGGAAGGAAUGUUAUGGGUUGCGGGGUGCUGGAGCCUGUCCCAGCUGACUUCAGGAGAAAGGCGGACUACACCCUUAACUGGUCACCAGUCAGUCGCAGGUCACAUAUAGACACGGACAACCAUUCCCACUCACAAUCACACCAUCAUUGAAUGGGAACUGAACCUACGCUGCCUGCACCAAAGUAAGUUGUCAACUGACUGUGUGCUUCUCCAAACACAAACUCCAAUCCAAACUUGCUCCAGCACUCUCCUUGUCGUCCUAGGCUGCACAGGGUCAGAUCUGAAUAUCGUGAAAUCCUAUUGCAUGGGAUCCCUGUGUCCUUAACAGCCUCUGUCUCUCACAAGAGCUUGAGGCAAGGAUGACAGGAUGAGCUUCUGCCAGCGAUUAUGAUGGCCAAAAAGCAAGAUGUCCGGGCACCUACCUACAACCUGGUUGUGGUUGGGCUGUCUGGUACAGAGAAAGAUAAGGGCCAAUGUGGAGUGGGAAAGUCCUGUCUGUGCAACCGCUUUGUUCGGCCAUGCGCCGAUGACUUCUACCUGGACCACACCUCAGUUCUCAGCACCAGUGACUUUGGAGGCCGUGUAGUGAACAAUGACCACUUCCUCUUCUGGGGAGAGGCUGGGAGGACUAUGGAGGAGGGGCCAGAGUGGCGCAUGAAUGUGGUGGAACAAACAGAAUUCAUUGAUGACCAGACAUUCCAGCCACACCGAAGCACAGCACUGCAGCCAUAUAUCAAGAGGGCAGCCUCCACCAAGUUGGCUUCAGCUGAGAAGCUGAUGUACUUUUGCACAGACCAAUUGGGGCUAGAGCAAGACUUUGAGCAGAAACAGAUGCCUGAGGGCAAGCUCAUGAUAGAUGGAUUCUUACUCUGUGUGGAUGUUAGCAGUGGUAUGAACCGCAGCUUUGAGGAUCAGAUGAAGUUUAUUACCAACCUGUACAACCAACUUUCCAAAACUAAGAAACCUGUGGUACUGGUUCUCACCAAAUAUGAUGAAGGAGUUGACCGCAAUAUUAAGGACUCGCACACCUUUGCGCUAGCAAAGAAAAACCUCCAGGUGGUCGAAACAUCAGCGCGAUCAAAUGUCAAUGUCGACUUAGCCUUUCUGACACUUGUUCAACUAAUUGACAAAGGCAGAGGAAAGCCCAAGAUAAUCUCUUACUUUGAGGCACUGAAACAGCAGAGUCAACAUAUUGCCUCGGCCAAGGACCGAUAUGAGUGGCUUGUCGACAGAAUUGUGAAAAACCAUAAUGAGUUAUGGCCCACUGUUAGUUGCCGCAUGCAGACAGCUCCAGAGUACAAGGACUACGUCUUCCUUGAGGGGACACCUAAAGCAAAGAAACUCUUUCAACAACAUGUACAUAGACUAAAGCAAGAUCAUAUAGAGAAACGCAGGAAGGCGUAUCUAAGUACUCUGCCACAGGCCUUGUCUAUACUAUUACCACAAUUGGAUGAGAUAGACCACUUGAGCUGGUCUGGAGUUCAGAAAGUAUUGGAGACCAAGAGAGAUUUUUCACAUUGGUUUAUUGUAUUAGAUGACACACCAUGGGAGACCACGCCCCACAUUGACAAGAUGGAGGAUGAUCGCAUACCCCAGGACCUCCUCGAAACUCACACGGCUGGGGCCAUAUAUGAGACCCACCUGGACCAGCUCAGGAAUGACCGCAAACGGGCUGAAAUUAGAUGGGAGUUCAAGGAGAAACUUAGUGUCUCUCCAUUCAUUACUCCAGGCAAACCAUGGGAGGAGGCUCGGAGCUUCAUCAUGAAUGAAGACUUCUACCAGUGGCUUGAUGAAGCGGAAUAUCUGGAUAUCUACAAUAAACACCAGAAGGAGAUUAUUGACAGAGCCAAAGAGGACUUCCAAGAACUGCUUCUUGAGUACUCUGAGCUUUUUUAUGAACUGGAGGUGGAUGCAAAACCAAGUAAAGAAAAAAUGGGAGCAAUUCAGGAACUACUGGGUGAGGAACAAAGGUUUAAAGCCUUACAGAAGCUGCAGGCAGAGAGGGAUGCUUUGGUAUUGAAACAUAUCCACUUUGUCUAUCACCCUACAAAGGAUACCUGUCCAAACAGCCCCCACUGUGUGGACUCUAAACUCGAGCAGAUACUUGCUUCCAGAUUCCCCACUCGCUAUGCAUCACCAGAUAGUUCAAGACUGGAUGGAGGCAGGGCAGAAAGGAUAAAUCUAGUCAUACUAGGUAAAGAUGGGCUUGCCAGAGAGAUGGCAAAUGAAAUAAGGGCAUUGUGUACCAGUGACGAUAGGUAUGUGUUAGAUGGAAAGAUAUAUGAAUUAGCUCUUCGUCCAAUAGAGGGCAAUGUACGGCUGCCAGUUAAUUCCUUCCACACACCAACCUUUGCACCCUAUGGUUGCCUUUGUUUGUACAACUCAAAGGAAUCACUGUCAUAUGUCGUUGAGAGUGUGGAAAAGCUUAGAGAGGCAACCAUAAGUAGAAGGGACAGAGAAAACAUUUUAGCCCAACUUCCACUUUUCCUCCUGCUUGUGACUAAGCGUGGAGUGGGUUCGAUAGGGGAUAUUGGAGGGGAAACAGCUCAGACUCUUAUCCAGCAAGGGCUGCUGGUUUCUGCAAAGCAGCAGUGUCGUUACCUAGACCCAGCCUCUCCAGGCAUGGGCUAUGGGCGCAAUUUCAAUGAGAAGCAUCUCAACCAGAUGUUGAGAGGCCUCUUAGAGUCCCGGAGAAGCCUACGGACGAGCUCUCCACCCUUACCCCCGUCAUUAUCUGCCUUCAGAGACUUUCAGUCUCAACCAAUUCUAGAAUCAGACCUCAAAAUCGUCAUGUGCCUCAUGUGUGGAGACACGUAUGAUCUCGACCAGCUCCUGGCUCCUUUCUUGUUGCCCCAGCAUUGUCGCCCUGCUAUUAGCCUCAACAGUGGCACCUCUGUCUUGCUGGAUCUGAGUAUAGGUGGUCAGAGGCAGAAUAUUGAGCUGUCUUUGCUCUCUUUCCAUUCCUCAUUCUCCCUCCGCAAGACUAAGCUGGUCCAUGGCUACAUUGCAGUUUACUCUGCUCGGCGGAAAGCCUCUUUGGAAACUUUAUGUGCUUUUCUGUGUGAGGUUCAAGACAUCAUUCCAGUACAGUUGUUAGCAGUUGGGGAAAGCCAGAUGGAGCUUUCAGAGUCAGAGUCAGCUAGGGAACAGGUCAGUCAGGGAGAGGAACUCGCUCAUGAAAUUGUGGCAAGGUUCAACACAAUAAUAUGUGGGCAUGGAGGAGUUGUAGGUGGGCUUCAUAAAAUCGAUCUUUUCCAAUCUUUUCUCAAGGAGAUAGUGGAGAAACGCACUAUUAUUGAGGCUACACACAUGUACGAUAAUGUGGCUGAAGCAUGCACCAAUGAGAGUACCAGCCCACUUUGUGGCUCUCCCAGUCCAGUUAACAUUCUUAUGGACUCAGAAGAUGAUAUUGACCCAUCAGCACCUUACCCUACCCUGAGGGAAGAUGGAAGUAGUGGCUCCCAUCUGGUAAGCUUCAAGCUGCCAGAUCUGGAUUCAAGUGAUACAUUUUCUGUCAUUUCUGAGCUCAGCACUUUUGAGAGCAAGCUGAACAACAAGGUGCCUCCCCAGGUGAAACCUAAACCUGUGCGCAAGGUCAAUCUUGGCCCUUACAUGGACCAACAGGUUGGGACCAACCGACGCUCCUUGCCCCAAGCUGUCAGCUGGGCUCCAGGUAGUGACGGUGGCUACGAUCCCUCGGACUACGCAGAGCCUAUGGAUGCUGUGAGCAAACCUCGACAUGGAGACGAGGAGAGCAUUUACUCCGUCCCUCAUGACAGCACACAGGGCAAGAUAAUCACCAUCCGCAAUGCUAACAAAGGUCACUCCAAUGGUAGUGCCGGGGGGAAUGGGUCGGACAGCGAGGCCGAUAGCAGCUCACUGGAGCGCAGAAGAAAGUUGUCAGCUAUUGGAAUAAAGCCCAAGCUUUACAGAGAUCGAUCAAAACGACUUGGAAAGUUCAGCAGUUUUAGGACGAGCUUCUCACUAGGCAGCGAUGAUGAAAUGGGGGGUCCACCAAAGGCUAGCCAAGAUGAAGGAGGUGCCCAAAAGGACAAUUCCAUUGAGGAGAGUGAAGAUCCAAAAAAGAGAAAUAUCCUGAAGAGCCUGCGCAGAAAUACAAAGAAACAGCGAGCCAAGCCGAGGCAUUCCAUCUCAAAACCUAUUGAGAGCAACUACUUCGGAAUGCCACUGGUUACCGCGGUAACUCCGGAGAGGCCCAUCCCAGUGUUCAUUGAGAAGUGUAUCCGGUUUAUUGAAACAACAGGCUUGAGCACCGAGGGUAUCUACAGGGUCAGCGGGAACAAGGCGGAGAUGGAGAGCAUGCAGCGUCAAUUUGACCAAGACCACAACCUGGACCUGGUGGAGAAAGACUUCACCAUAAACACAGUAGCCGGGGCCAUGAAGGCCUUCUUCUCCGAGCUUCCCGAGCCCCUGGUACCCUACAGCAUGCAGGGAGAGCUGGUGGAAGCUUUCAAGAUCAACGAUAGGGAGCAGCGCUUCCAGACGAUGAAGGACAUUCUCCGCCGCUUCCCCCAGGAGAAUUAUGAGGUCUUCAAAUAUGUUAUCAGCCACUUGAACAAGGUGAGUCAGAAUAGCAAGAUGAACCUGAUGACCAGCGAGAACCUGUCCAUCUGCUUCUGGCCAACACUGAUGCGCCCUGACUUCACCACCAUGGACGCGCUGACCGCCACGCGCACCUACCAGACAAUCAUCGAGAGCUUCAUCCACCAGUGCGCGUACUUCUUCUACAAUCAACCACUGGCCAACGGCCUCCCAGGCUCGCCGACCUCCACGCUCUCCUACGGCGUGGGCACCUCGGCAUACUCGUGCAUGUCCGGCGGCUACUCCUCCUCGCCAGCGCCAUCCCCCCCGACCCCUUAUGUCCUCCCGGCAACCCCUCCCGUCAUCCCGCACUACGGCCCCCCCAUCCACCACCACCACCAAUUGCCACCCCGCUCCCCGCCACCGACCCCGCAGUUACCCUUCCCCGCCCUGGUACCGCCCUCCCUCCACCCGCAUCACCCACCUACGGAACAACACACGCUGUGAACCACCAAGGGAUCAAGGGGGAAAAAAAGAGAUUGAGAGUGCUUCGGAAAGAGAUACACACAAAGGAACGGAAGGAGAAAACAAGGACAGGAAAUGGGAUGAGGACAUUGAGGGAUCUGCAGUAUGCACAGGGAGAUACUUUGGAAGAAGAGUGCUUGAAUAGAGAAGCCCAGACUCCAUGCUGUCGCGCAGGAGGAACGUCAGCUCAGAACACACUGACACAUUAGCAGCCUCAAAACAACUUUUUUUUUUUUUUUUUUUUAAUCUUGCUGGAGGGACCCCCCCCCCCCCCCCCCCCCCCUACACACACACACACAUUUGCUGAUUAAAAUCCUUGUCUCUGCACACAUGCACACAAACAAAGACGGUUUCACUCGAGGCUUUUUGUUAAGCACCUAAGACAGAAAGAGGAAAAAAACAGAAGAACUCAACCAACCGGAUCUGCAGAUCAGGGCAAAGGAUCAUGGGUGCUUUCCCUUGGCAUUCAGUCUACUGUACGCUCGCUCUAUCUGGAUGUGACCGUCAUUACGACGCUACUGAUAGUAUUUUAAAAGGUCGGCCCACACCUCAAGUUUCCACCCUUUUCUGUUGCCAAUCAGUCAGUGUGCGAGUGAGUGUGUGUGCGCGCGUGCGUGUGUUCUUUUUACCUGUGUUUGGCAGUGAGUUUACCUGCUGUGUGUGUGUCAUUGCUGCCGUUUUCAUAGUAAGGACCUUGUUUAAAAAGCACUUUUCUGAGCACUUUCAAGGCACAUUUUUAUUUUUUUUUUUUAGAUUGGAGCUUUGACGUCACCCUUCACUCUCCCUUAUGGGAGCACACCACUGACAUCUAGAGGAGCAAUCGGAGUAUAGCAGCCACUACAUGGGCGUUGCGCCAAUAGCUUUCACUGUUUUUUUUUGUUUUUUUUUAAAUGUCAGCCUUCUCUUUUUCUAAGGCGACAUUUUUUGAGCCAUUGCACAUACUUUACUUUCGGAAAAAUGUCACAAAUCGUGGAUACACGUUAAUUCCCAUAUAGUGGAAGAACAUGUCACUGUAGUCACUAGCAUAGAUACAGUAGAUGAACAAAAUAAGCAGUAAAUAUUUUUUAGCGCACUACAUCUUUCAUGAAAUAUUGGUUAGGAAUCACUGUUCUAAGAAGUGAGGUAAUCAUGGCAUGGCAUCGCGCAUCGUCUUUAAACUUUAUUGACAAGUUGGGUAUGCACAAAACACCCAGCCCCAACCAACCCCCAACAAAUCUUUAAUAACAUUUUCCUCAACGCCCAUAAAAGCAUGAGGACAUUGCAGUGACAGAUGGUUCUCUACAACCCUAUUGGAGCUUUAAAAUAAAAAAACACAGACGCAUUUCCGGUCAUAUUAAAUGAUAAUCGUAUUAGGGUCACACUGGGGGUAAAAUGAGAGAACUUACUCGAAUUUGGAACCUCACGGGACUGAAGUAAGAUUACUGGAACAAGUCGUAAUAUUACAAAGUCUCAAUUCUGUAGAAAGAAAAAUGACAGUUAAACCCUUCUAUAUAACCUGACAAGAAUAAAGUCAUAAUUUUGUAAGAAUACAAUGGUAAUAUGUAUUUCUCUUGUAAUUUAGGCCUUUAUUCUUGUACAAUUAUAACUUUGUCAUUAUUAAGAGUAAAAUAGGUUGUAAUUAUUUUUUUAAAGUGAUUUUAUUUCUUGUUCUUGUAAUAUCACCCUUUUAUUCUUAAAAAUAACAGCCUUCUUACAAUAUCACAACUUUGAUAGAAUUACAACUUUUCACUCAUAGUAUCAUGACUAUGCUUGUAAAAUUAAGUAUUUUAGCUUUUAUGGAAUCAUGAGAACAAAAAGUCUAAAGAGAGUUUUUCUUGUAAUAUUACCACUUUAUUCUUGCGGACUUACAACUUUUAAUAUGAGGGGGAAAUUUCCUAAUUUUAUAAAAAUAGUACUGUUUUUUAUUUGAAAAAUGUUUUUUUCCCCCCCAUAAUUAUGAGACAAAACAAGACUCAUCAUAAUAGUACAGCUUUUCUUGUCAUAUAACCACUUCAUGUAAAAUUACAAUUAUUUUCAAUAAUAGCAAAAAAAUUAAGAAAAAACAUUAUGGAGGGCUUUCUUGUAAUAUUACCACUAUUCUUGGAACAUCACAACUUUUUUUUCAAAACUAAAAUUUAAACUAUUUUCUCGUAUUAUUACAGCUUUAUGCUUGUAAAAAUUCGUUUUACAAGCAUAAAGCUGUAAGUUAUCUAAUCAACAUUUAUCAUGUAAUAUUCCAAGAAAAACAUAGAGCUAGUUUUUACCGACCAUUUUUCAGAUAUUGACUUUAUUCCCGUAAACUAUUUUAUUCAUGUGGAAUGAUGACCUUUCCCCCCUGUAAUAUUGCAACUUUACCUGGUUUAAAAAAAAAAAAAAAAGUUAAUCUCAUAUUAUUACCCCCCCACCCUGUAAUAUUUUGACUUAAUGCCCAUAAAAGUAGAAUUUCUCCAUAAUAUUUAAAAGAAAAUAGAAUUUUACAAUAAAGCCGUUAAUUAUAUUAUUAUUAUUACAACUGUUUUCUUGUCAAGGUACUUCUUUUUUUCCUCAUAAAAUUACAAUAUUAAGUGGUAAUAUUACCUGGAAAACAUAUGCAUUUUAUGUGAAUUUUUUAUUUUAUUUUAUUUUUUGAAAUAUGCAUUUUAUGUUAAUUGUCCUCUUUUUUUGGCUCCUAAUAUCCUUUCUUGUCAUUCAAUCAGCUUGUUGUUUCUGCUAAAAUUCGACCGCUACGCCACACUGCCCCCAACGGCACUGCUCUGCUACUUCAGCUCCUUGCCACCCUCUGCAUCCGAGAGCGGAUCUCGUUGUUUUUUGGGACUAGAGACAGGAACAGACAGUCCAUUCAUCCGUCUACACAACUGGAACGGAGUAUCCCAAAUUCCCUUUCCCUGGCCUGCUGUUACCGUAGAAACCAGCGAGACGGGGGCCUGGAGGAUCCAUAAUCCAAACCGCUUUUGAAGUGCGUUUUUGUGUAUUGUUACACAGAAGCUCACUAAGGUCACAUGAACAACCCUUCGCUGGCCCGAAAGCCUUUUAAACAAUCACUGAACUAUACCUUUUUAUCACAACACUACCUAUUUACCCCCUUUUCUUGUGUGUUCCUAAGUGUGUGUGUGCUGGAAUUAGGUGUAUGUUAAACGAGCUUUGCGUGGCAGACGUCCAGACAGCUUCGUGAUCCAAACAAAGGUGACGGCAAAGAAUGCAGCUCCCCUCGUGUUCACUUGCCCCCGCUGGCUAAGCCUGUUCGCUCAUCCAUAUUAUUAGGAACAAGGGGAUGAUACCUUUGGAGGGUGAGGGAGUUGUUGACCACUGGUUGCGUGUGCGUGUGUGUGAACUAGUGAGUCCAAUCCGUGUGUUGAAAUGACUGUGAGGCAGCCAAAGACUGGACAAAAAAGGUGACCGUGCAGAACAAUUGAAUAUUAAAACAGAAACAAAUGUGACAUUUUUUUCCCCAAACAAUGGUGUCAGAUGUCUGUUAAGUUAAAAAAAACAAAAAAUAAAAAAAAAAACAAGGGAAAAACAAACAAACAAGAAAAAGUAUGUCGAAUGGGGUUCUUUAUGGUAUGCUUGGGGAGGGCCCGGGUUUAACAUUUUGCCCUUUAGUCAGUGGUGAUAGAAAGUUUCUUUUUAUGGUUUUAUUUUAAUAGGAAAUAAAAAUGCUUUUUAAACAUUUCUUUUGAUGCCCACUAUAGUGCAUGAAUUCUUCCCCAAAGAGGAAGAGCAGGGCUUCACCACUCGUACUAUUUAAAAGAUAAUGAAACAAAAUAUUAUGAACAGUUUUGGGGGGUGGGGUCAUAAUGGGUAAAAAAAACAAAAACAAAGUAAUGAAGUACUGUAAACUGAAAAAACAUGUCAAUUUGCUGAGUCUGGUCAUUUGUCUCAGUGGGAAUGGUGUAUACAGCAAGGCCUUAUGUGAUCUGUAUCAUAGUUAAUAAAUGAAAUCUUGUACAAA